AUACAGAUGCUGAAGAUGUUCAUGAUAAAUUAAGAAAACCUGCAGAUUGUGAUGUUUUGUUCCGUUGCUUUUGAGUUUUCUAUAUAUGCAGAAACUACUGAUUGGCACUGUGCCACAUAAUGUAUGUGAUCAACAUGUAGAAUGUGAACAGUACUAUUGAGAAAUAUUAAUGAAAAGUACUUGGGACAUUGCAAAAUGACUUCACAUCCAUUAACAACACACGCUGUAACAUUUACAUCAAAGAUCAGAAAUCUGCGGGAUUAUCAUUACAGUGUCUCUAACAAUUUGACACCGCAACCUACAGGUGUUGAUAUCGCUAACACCCUAAAAUAUUUCUCACAAACACUGCUCAGUAUUCUGAAGGAUGUACCUAACAUACCAGCAGAGAGCUAUGGCCCAGGUCAAAGAGACAGUGUCCGUCUGUCUGUAUUCCCAAAUAAUAACUAUUCUGGACUGUACAAGGCCUCCUUAAAUAUGAUAGACCUAGUUCCAGUCAUUCAAAUUGGACAGUUAGAGCUGGGUGAAGCAGUACUAAAUGUUCUUGGCUGUCUGGUUCCAUUCCUAGAAAAUGACCUACUGGAUUCCCUUCCCUACACAGUGGCCUCAACACUCGCAAUAUUUCCUCCAACAUUACACAAAGAUACCAUUGAUUUACUGUGUAGCAACUUACUUCCAAUGACACUGGGUUUUGAAGGUUGUUCGGAGCCGACGUAUGCCAGUGAAUCGGCUGCUGCUAUAAUUACUAUGGUGUUUCAACAUACAGAUAAUGGAUCAUACCAUUCCCAAAUUUUGGAGUGUUUUAUGAGUCUAAAGAAAGAUAUCAUCAAAGACGUACUAAGCAUUAUUGCAUAUGGACCACCAUCAGCCCGGGCACCAGCCGCAAACCUUCUCUUCUAUUACUGGCCGCAGCUGAACCCUUCUCUAUCAGAUAGGCGUGGUAUUCAUUAUAAAUACAGUGCUUGGCCCCCAGUGCUGUGUCAACGUGAAGACUGUGUCAAUUCAGGCAAAUGUCAAGCUGUCAAGAUGUGUUUGAAUCCAUCAUUAGCAAUCCAGUCACGUGACAAACCUCCACCUCUAUACAUCUGUAGUGAUUGUGCGGAGGUGUUGAAGAAGGAACAUAGUGACUAUAUGAUGGAUAUACUGCUGCCAAUGUCACAUGUAUCACAGAAAUGUGAAAAUAAGAGUUGUAAAUCAAUUCGGACAAACACGGCAAUCUCGACUUGUUUCUCUAUUGAAUGUGCGAGCGUGAAUGGUAACCGCCCAAUCCGAUACUGUCACAACUGUAAUAAAGAGAGGCACAGUGGGAAGAAAGGUUCGAAUCAUGUGUACCAUCAGAAUAUAGAGCUGAUUUGGUCGUGUACACCAGAGAUACAGAGAUACCUUAUGGAUGCUAUCAUUGCGUUAUUAAAAGAGGCCCAACCACUGGAGUCUAAGCGUACAGUGGAGAUGGGAGGGGAGGAACAUAGACAUCGUCAUGGCGAUGAUGAUGUUUUAUUUGAGGUGGAGGAAGCCGGAGAGAGAAAAAUGCUGAGCAGAUAUGGUAUCUGGUUACUGGUUGAACUCUGCACACCAAAGGAAGAUAUUCCAAUUGAGAUACUGGGACGUUUGUUGGGGAUGUUGUUCCAGUGGUUUGAUGCGACAGCAUAUCUUCCUGAUGAUAAUGUUGGCAAUGCUUUAGAGAGGUUAAAACCAGAGUACAUCUGUAAAUGGUUAAAAGAAGUAAACAAGACACACUUUGAAGUUGUGGUUUCCUGUUUGUUACCCCACCCAGUGGAAUAUGCUAGAGUUGGAGGUUUCUGGGACACAUUAGCAACACGAACCACUCAGAUCAAGGAAGGUCUAAACUGCUUCUUCUGUUUGGUCCCCUAUGAUAUCAUCUCAUAUCAGAUUUGGGACUAUGUUAUACCAUACUGGAUGGAAGCUAUCAGAACUGAGGUGCCCACAGAAGAUCUUCACCUGCUUAAAGUUCUACUAAGUAAAGCAUUUGACAUAGAUAUGUGUCCUCUACCAUUUAUGUUGGACAAGAUGUACCAUUUUGUUGAGGUGAGAUUUGCUGAUGCCAGUGCAUAUGUACAAGAACAAGCUCUACAGUGGUUACAGAUUUUAUCUGGUCUAGAGAUAGUUAUACCCCUUCAUACCCUCUUCUCCAUGGUAAAGCUAGGCGUAAAACAUCUACAGAUGAUUGAUAUGGACCAUGAAACUGAGGCCCCUGAGCCCAAUCUUGCCCGGGCUUCACCCACAGGUGAUAUACCACCUCCUCUGAGCCCAAACAAAGAAGAUCCGAUAGUUGUAGAAAGUUUUGAGAUCUAUGAAAGAGAGACAGAAAUUAUUCUACCAUGCUAUAUAAUGAUGAUGGAUCUAGCUCUUAAACAACUUGAGUUACAAGAGAGCCCUAGACAUCUAGGUAUUUAUAAUGAGACAAGUAAAGAGCUUAUGUCCUUGUUAACAACUAUGCUGUCUAAACAAUGGGACGGUACCCACACCUGCGUGGAGGACAAGGAAACCGUCAAUUGUCAGUUUUGUCAGAAUAUAGCUCUGUGGCAUCAGAUGGCAAGCAACGUCAUGCAACUAUUCAGUCCAAGAGACCCAUGUAAGAUACCCAAUAAAGACAUACCAAGAGUUGAGGAUUUGUCAGGCUCUGUGGCUGCAAGCAAAGAUUCUUCUUCCAGUGGUGAGACACGUGAUGUAUGUGGAAGUUUAGAGAUACCGGAUGUUUGUUAUGACACCUCACAGAUGCCCAUUCACCUUCAACUCUUCAAUGCACUUACACAGGAGUUUACCACAUUGAAGGACAUAGAUGCUCUUCACUCACUACUAUUGUCAAUGAAUUAUCUUAUACUGCAUGGUGAAUGUCUCAACUACUCUGUCAACCAAUACCCAGAAUUCCUCAAAUUCUGUCUAGCCAGGAAGCUUCUACCAAAUUUAUGGCAUAAGUUACAAGCCAAGCACUCACAGGUGGCGGCCGAGUGUGUCCCACUAAUGUUACAUUGUCUGACACUACCCACAGGGGCUGACAUGCUGUGGAAAAUUGUGGAGGAAAACUUUAGUAGUGAUGACUGGAAAGAAAGAUUUGCUGCAGUUGAGAAAGCGACAGUUCUAGCAAGAUUCAUGGAGAGUGAUUCAGUGAUGCAUAACAAGACAAUUAAAACAGCAUUUGCCCACAUAUUUUGUCUGUUACUGGGGUCACUAGAGGAUAUUAAUGCUGCUGUCAGUCAGAGAGCUAUACAAUACCUAGAAACCAUCAAGGCCAGUUCUAUCAAGUGUAUCUGUCAGUGUCUGGAGUUUCAAUUUGAUGCUGUAAUCAGUGAUAGAGCUAUGAUUCUACACAACAUGCAUCUCCUCUCCAAUAUCCUACCAGAACACAAUAUACUUAGCUGGGAAUUCUUCUUGGCUAGAUUUGACAGUCUGUCCCUCGAGGCUCAGAUUGAUCUAGAAAGCACUGGAGACUUGAGCUACCCAACAGAAGAAUUGGCUUUGUCCAUUAAUUUCAUAGAUUUGACCAGUAGUGAUAGGGAGAGUGAGCACUUCUUGAGAAAAUUGAAUCGUGCAAGAUUUGCACUGGCACGGACAGACAGUAUACGAUCUGUAAGCAAGAGUUUAGGUGGUAAACCUCCGUACCGAAGAGCUGUGUCAGUACCAAUACACUUGCUUACAAAGUCUCCCAUCAAAGAUAAAGACAAGGAUAAAUCUUGUAUCAGACAGCAGUCAGCACCUCAGUUUAGAUUAAACCGACAAGGAACAUCAAAGUUUAAUCUUGGAAAUCUGACUAAUUCAGUGUUCCAAGGUGGAUACUUGAAGGAGUUUACAGAUGAGGAGAGUAAUUUUGCUGCACUAUUACAGCGUGCCAUGGACCUAGAGGGUGUUGAUAGGGAGACUGUACAUCAAUUAGUGGCUCUAUUAAUGAAGUAUAUGAUCAAAUGUGAGCAGGAGAUAAUCUCCGAUGAGGAUCAGAAAGCAGAGAACAUAGUGCUGAGACAUCUAAAUGUGUUGCUAGGCUACAACCAGUCAGAAAAGUCUUUUAGUGUACCACCCUACAAACUCAGAACAUCAGCUGUGUUCAAUUCCUACCUGAGUGGAACACCUUUUGUCUUGGAUAGAAAUUUUGAGCUUGGAAACAAGAUUCUGCCUAUAACAUUACUACUGCUACAGUAUGGACCUUCCCCACAGAGAUAUGCGAGUGAUUAUCAACCUCCUAACUAUACACUGUGGUAUCUGGAACCUCAUACCAGGAUAUCAUGGUUACAUACAUUACUUGUUAUAUUGUACAAGUAUCAGAUCAGCACAUCACCAGUAUCAGCUAUUGUACAGACAUUAGUAAGAAUUGUAGUGAACACAAUAGAAGCCCAGCAUCAUCAUUGUAAGAUCCUACCUGAUGAUGUCAUGCCUCCUGCUAGUCCUAACAUGCCCAGGAGUAAAGAUUCAGCAAAGAUCAGUGUAAAUGAUCUUGAGAACAUUCUUGAGACAGAAACCCCGCCCCAGAGUCCCUCCCCAACAGCUGUUAACGAAGAUGUAUUUAUAGAGAUGGUGCGAGACACCGGUACGACCACCGUAAAGUACCACAAGUCUGGUACAACCAAAGACGACACUAGCAAAGAGGGGUCCUCAUCUACAGACAAAGAAUCUUCAAAGAUUGGAAGUAGGAAAAUAUCACCAAUAUCUUUACAGCAUGUAUCAGAAACACCGAUUAGAAAGACAAAACAGCGUAAAGAACACCCGCCUCGUAAACUUGUACACUACCUGGAGAAUGAGACAGAAGAUUCUUCUGACCAACAUAGUGAAACACAGGGGGCUACUGGAGGAAAGCCUAAAAAACCAUUGACAGUAGAGAAGAAGAUGGUUCAACAAUUAGAGGAGUUUGACCUACAUGCGGAUAAUAAACCAGGGGCUGGGGUUGUAAAGACAGCUCUUAGACAUGUGAGUAGCCAUGAACCUGACAUGUUGAGUAGUAAAGAAGGAACCAGUAUAUCUGAGACCAGUAAAGAUGGACUGAUGUCCGAGGAUCCGGAAAGUGCCGAGGAAAGUGAGAAAACACAGACUACAUCUGAUGCCGAUUCUCCUGGUGGAUCCAGGAAAAAUUCUGUCAAAGAAUCAAGAAAGUCUACAAGCCCAAGAAGUAAAGGUGGGAUAAAACCAAACUUCAGACAGAGGAAAUCUAGAAAGACAGGAUUAUCUACUAUAGAGUUACAGAAGAAAUUUCCUGAGUUGGCCUCUGAUAGUCCCGAUACUGACAAAUCUUCUAGAUCUGAAAAUAGGAAAAUGCGGAAAAGCGACCUUCUUGCUAAACCACCAGCAAAGAAACCUGUACCAAAAACCGUCACAGUGAGAAUGCUAUGGUUGAAAGAUAGAAAAUGCCGACAAUCAAGAAAGUCUACAAGCCCAAGAAGUAAAGGAGGGAUAAAACCAAACUUCAGACAGAGGAAAUCUAGAAAGACAGGAUUAUCUACUAUAGAGUUACAGAAGAAAUUUCCUGAGUUGGCCUCUGAUAGUCCAGAUACUGAUAAAUCUUCUAGAUCUGAAAAUAGGAAAAUGCGGAAGAGUGACCUUCUAGCUAAACCACCAGCAAAGAAACCAGUACCAAACCGUCACAGUGAGAAUGCGAUGGUUGAAAGAUGCCAGGAUUGUAACGCUAUACUAGAGCAGUAUGAUGAUGAGAUCAUAGGUCUGAGUGUCGUCGUCCUGGCAACCUACAUCCAUAGAGAACCAUCUCUAGCCACGCCUAUGCUGCUAGAGAGCUUAAUUGCUGUGUCAAGGAUUGCAUGUAGCAGUCCGUAUGCAUGGCAGAUGGAGACAAAUGUUCUAGUACCGGGUAACAGUUUAAGCAUAGCACGUCAGUUUAUACGAUGUUGUCUACACCAGCUAGCUCCUAAUGGAAUAUUUCCUAUGCUGUUCCAGAGUAGCUUUGAUGACAGUCAGUUUUGGAAGACAAUGGCAGCUGCUCUGGUUGAUUUUACUGAGCUUCCGUGUCAUGCUGCUAUACACUUUCUCCUUGAGGGUUUAAACAACAUGAGAACAUUGUGUACAGACAACAUUCAGCUGUUGCUUGAUAACCUAGCAACAUACAUGAAUUCUAUCUCCCUGGAAACCAGUGCCACCAUGUGGGCAAAUAUUCUAAACCAGUUUGAUGUGUUUUUCCGUCGGCUGUCGGAGAUUCUACCAGUACCAUGUGACAUGACGUCAGUUCUAAAAAUAAUCACAUGUCUACUGAAAGUAAAUGGCAUCAAUAAUGCAAAGCACAUUCUUGAACCAUUUUCUAAGCUGUUAUGUAUUGCUGUGACAUCUUGCAGCUUUCACCUACACCAGGUCCUGGACAUCUGUUCAUUGUGUAAUAGAAUCUUUACCAGGGAGAGGGAUAAGCUGUAUUUAACAAGGAUAGUGAUCUUUCAGCUUGUACAAGCACUGAAAUAUAAAACCAGUUUGCCAGAUGAGAACUUCUUACUGCUAGUACAGUUUGUAGUACUGGAUGCUGGUGGUACUAUUGGGAGCUCUAACAUUAUUGGUGAGCUAGGUAUGUUGUAUCAUACACAUGCACAUACAUUGAUGUCUACAUACGCUGCUGAAUGUAUGAGACAGUAUCUCAGUGAUUGUGUAGAAUUCAUCAGUGAUCUACAUACUAUCUCGAAAGUCAAGACAAACAUGAAGGGUGGUUGUAACAGUAUGAAUGAGGAUACACUAGGCAGUCUGAUCAAGUCGGGUGUGGCCCAGUAUGUUGCCCUAGAGAUAACACGUGGUAAUGGUCGAGAUAACAGAGCUAUAGCCAGAUAUCUACCUUGGCUGUAUCAUCCACCAUCUACCACACAACAGGGACCAAAGGAGUUUACAGACUGUAUAGGACAUAUUCGGUUGAUGUCAUGGCUUCUGAUUGGAACAUUGACACACACAGCCAUGACUGAAGGUGCUGCAUGCAUUACCUGUAUGCCGUUCCCGCUUGAUGCCAGCACAUUCAUCGCAGAACAUGUUCUCGUCAUUAUGACAGGCUUUGCUGAACAGUCUAAUUCAUCAGUGCUGAAUAUGAGUUCCCUCUUCCAUGCUUUCUUCCUAUGUCAGUUAUGGACCAUGUACUGUGAAAGUACUGCUGCGAUGUAUAACACCAACUCGGAGCAGCAUAUAGCAGCCUCGUCAAUGGUGAUGGAUUUCUGGGCCCGUGUUACACCUGGAAUUCUUCAACUCCUUUCACAUUCAAAAGUUGAUAAAUCAACAUUGGAGUUGGCUGAAAUGGUGAAUCUUCAUUUCCUCAGUUUAAUGGAAGCUCUUCAGGAGUGUAACUCCAGUGUUCUGGCUAAGCUGUUUCCAAUGUGGACAUCUAUACUGUAUGCUUAUCAUGGACAGCUACCAGGUCAUCUACAAGUACGUCUGCAGGCAGUUCAGAACUGGCAACCACCGUCACCAUCAACUGAACAGACGUGUAUCAACUCAAAUAUUCUUCUAACAUGGCUGAAACGUAUUCAGUUCAAACUAGGUCAGAUUGAAGUACAGUCGUCUGCUGCUACACAGUUCUACACAGUGUGAAGCAGAAACAUGUAGAUGAUAUAGCUGCAACAGUUUAAUAUAUGACUAUGAUUUAUGACUGGAUUUUCUUCUUUGUCAAAAGCAGAACUGUGGCUUAUAUAUGAUUUAAUUUAGUUCAGUCUUGUAAAUAGGUUUCUAGGUUGUAACAAUGACACUACGUCUAUGUAAUAUUUAAGGAGUUGAACUGUAUUUGACUGAGAUGUGUUUAAUCAAAAUGUACAUGUAUAUAAUAGUAUGUAGAGUUUAGUAGCUCAUAUAAUUGUAUAAAAUGACACCAUGGGUUUUUAUUUAUUUAUAAAGGUACUUAUAAUGGGAUAAAGAAAGAGGGUUGUCACUUACAUGUAUUACCCAGAAAAAUGAAUGGUAGAAAAAUUCAAGUUAUAACUGAUUAUUAUAUUCACAAUCGGGGUAAUCAAAAAUUUAAAGUAUAUCCAUUUUUCAGUAAGUUUACUAAAAUUAUAUUUAUCAAGACUGGAACUAAUUAUAUACAUGACUGUCAAACAGUAUUAGAUGUCAAAAUUGUGAGACCUGUUGAAUCUCAUUUUCUUUUUUUUUCAAAAUAUUAUUUGAAUGUGUAAAUAGCUUUCAUUUACCAAAUGAAUGUCUGAGGGAAGAUUGCAUAAAUACAAAUAUAUGCAUUCAUUUAUGUUUUAGUUAUUUCCAUCUCAAUCAUUCUUUUUUUCUGAAAAGAGUUAUAAAAGUAUUAUAGUUUUAAGAUUAAAUGCCGUUCGAUGUUGUUUCUUGUAAAAAAUAAACAAUUUUAAAACACAAUCCCUGUUCAAAUUGAUUUGAUAAAUUUAUGAACAGGAGACUUUUGGUUUUGUUUUGCAAAUGCAUAAGUUCUUUUCUUUUUUUUAGCUCACCUGUCACAAAGUGACAGGGUGAGCUUUUGUGAUCGCUUUUCGUCCGGCGUCCGUCCGUCCGUCGUCCGUCCGUCCGUAAACUUUUGCAUUAAAUGACAUCUCCUCAUAAACCACUGAGUCAAUUUCAUCCAAACUUCACAGGAAUGUUCCUUUGGUGGUCACCUUUAAAAAUUGUUCAAAGAAUUUAAUUCCGUGCAGAACUCUGGUUGCCAUGGCAACCGAAAGAAAAAUCUUUAAAUAUCUUCUUUUAAACAACCCUAAGAGCUAGCGCUUAGAUAUUUGGCAUGAAACAUCUUCUAGUGAGUGUCUACCAAGUUUGUUCAAAUAAAAGCCCUGGGGUCAAAAUUGGUCCCGCCCCAGGGGGUCAUUGAUUUUCCCUAUAUGCAUAUAGUAAAAACUUAAAAAAUCUUCUUUUAAAGAACCCAAAGAGCUAGAGCUAAGAUAUUUAGCAUGAAACAUCUUCUAGUGAGUGUCUACCAAGUUUGUUCAAAUAAAAGCCCUGGGGUCAAAAUUGGCCCCGCCCCAGGGGGUCAUAGAUUUUCCCUAUAUGCAUAUAGUAAAAACUUAAAAAAUCUUCUUUUAAAGAACCUAAAGAGCUAGAGCUAAGAUAUUUGGCAUUAAACAUCUUCUAGUGAGUGUCUACCGAGUUUGUUCAAAUAAAAGCCCUGGGGUCAAAAUUGGCCCCGCCCCAGGGGGUCAUUGAUUUUCCCUAUA
Molecule: messenger RNA, 9083 nt
Organism: Ruditapes philippinarum (Manila clam)
Lineage: Eukaryota; Metazoa; Mollusca; Bivalvia; Venerida; Veneridae
Product: protein unc-79 homolog
Exons: 55
Coding region: 196-7506 (2436 amino acids)
Molecular function (GO): protein binding
Source: RefSeq, a predicted model, not a curated record